Messenger RNA from Rotaria sp. Silwood1, 450 nucleotides. Lineage: Eukaryota; Metazoa; Rotifera; Eurotatoria; Philodinida; Philodinidae. The record is from the annotation of a GenBank genome assembly.
CAAAUAAGUAAAUCAAAAUCAUUUAUUAAAUAUUUAUCAUCAAUGACUUUUUCCACAAAAUCCUCAUUAUGGAAUGAUAUUGAAUUAAAAGGUAUUUUAUCAUAUAAAACAAUAUCAUCAAUUCAAUCAUCAAAUAAAACAAAUGUAUCAAGAAAAUUAUUUCAAUCGAAUACAACAGAUCAAUUAACAAAUAAAUUGACAAUAAAUCGAAGUAAAUCAGAUGGAAUUGUUGAAAAUAAUCAUAUUAAAUUAGGUCCAUGCACAAUGUUUUAUCGGAAAUUGUAUGAAUAUGUCUUAUCUCAUCUUGAUCUUAUUUGUUAUCGUUUAUAUGGAUCUCAAUCAAAUAAAUUUGAAAGAAUCAUUUGGAAUUUAUUUGAAAAUUAUACUCAAUUAUUAUUUUGUUCACGAUUAAUUCAAGUAUAUAAAUCCGAGUGCCUAGUUCGAAAUUAA